UAUAAAUAACCCUUCACAACCUCCUCAAAGGAUUGUGGAAAGCACGGUCAAAGAGGAUUUGAAAAGAAAACACCAAGUUCUUGGCUGGUAUCCUGCUCAAGAUGCCAGCUUCACUGCGCAUCGAAAUAUUCCCAUCCGACCUCCAACGGAUGAUUGACUUCUAUUCCACCAUUCUCCACUUUGGCUUGAUCAAGCGGAAUGGCGACUACGCCUACCUCAGACGCGAUGAUAUCUUCAUCGGCGCCAUCGAGACUGCUUCUACGGAAACCCUUGAGGAGAAAGCCAGUUACCGCCAGCCCAACAAAGGGAUUGAAAUAGUGGUUGAAGUUGACGACUUGGAGAAGGAACGAGACUUCAUUGUUGGCAUGGGCUGGAAGCUGGAUGUCGACAUCCAAUUGCAGGAUUGGGGGCUGAAGGAUUUUCGGUUAACUGAUCCUGAUGGGUACUACCUGAGGUUCACGACACACAGCCCGAAUCGCGAUGGGAAAGGCACAUGGGAAACUCAAGUUGACCCAUGAGCCUAGGUAAGUUUCACAUGCGGCAUCUGAGGAUGCUCUCCACAAUCACCAAAGGCAGGCCUCCAGCUGAGAUCCAUACAGGAGGCUGUGCUCUCCCACCUUUCUAAGGGAAGAAUGACGACGUUUGGUGUCGUGAACAGGGGGUUAUCAGGGGGUGUUCGUUGCUGGUGCUGGUAGUGGUGGAUGUGAUUGGGUACGAUGCUCUUUCUGGUCGCUCGUGGGUUACAAGCAAGGGAGAACCCCGGUCUCACAUGGCACAAAGCAUCCGUGUAGCAAGACUUUGCUGGUAAUACGUCAUGAUAGUUGAAGCAAAAGAAGAAAAAGAAAGCCGAGAGUUUCGUUUGUGGUC
This is a messenger RNA of Cladophialophora immunda, 867 nucleotides long. RefSeq lists its product as uncharacterized. Bases 102 to 518 code for a protein of 138 amino acids. The record is from RefSeq and is a predicted model, not a curated record. Lineage: Eukaryota; Fungi; Ascomycota; Eurotiomycetes; Chaetothyriales; Herpotrichiellaceae. The transcript has 2 exons.